GAUACUGUCGCUCACGCCUGAUAUCUUAACCCGACCCACAUAUAUAAGUCCAUCUCUUUCUUCCAUCACCGGCCGCUUCCAAAAAUUCUUUUAUCCUUGUUCUUAAUUUUUCUAUUCAACCAAAUUUCGGCUACGUCCCUUAGAACCCUUUACUUUACUGUCUACACUUUUCAUUUGAUUUCCAGUUUUGCUUAUUUAUUGGGUUUCUUAUUUGGUUCCAAUCGGUUGAUAUGGCGGCGAGUGCAUCUUGGCAUCCCCAGGAGAAUGGGUUCAACGAGAUCUGCGGCUUACUCGAGCAGCAGAUUUCUCCUUCCUCAAAUUCUGAUAAGUCCCAGAUUUGGCAGCAGCUUCAGCAAUACUCCCAGUUCCCUGACUUCAAUAACUACCUCGCUUUUAUUCUUGCGCGCGCUGAGGGUAAAUCAGUUGAGGUUCGACAAGCUGCUGGCUUGUAUCUGAAAAACAACCUUAGAACUGCAUACAAGUCGAUGACUCCUGCGUUUCAGCAAUAUAUUAAAGCUGAACUGUUGCCAUGUAUGGGAGCUGCGGACAGACAUAUCAGGUCUACGGUUGGGACGAUCAUCAGUGUCGUUGUUCAACUAGGCGGAAUAUUGGGGUGGCCUGAGUUGUUGGAAGCACUUGUAAGAUGCUUAGACAGUAAAGACCAGAAUCACAUGGAAGGUGCCAUGGAUGCUUUGUCCAAGAUUUGUGAAGAUAUACCUCAAGUGCUUGAUUCAGAUGUACCCGGAUUGUCUGAACGCCCAAUCAACAUAUUUCUUCCUAGAUUAUUUCAGUUUUUUCAGUCGCCACAUGCUACAUUGAGAAAACUUUCGUUGAGUUCUGUGAAUCAAUACAUUAUGCUGAUGCCCACGGCGCUAUAUAUAUCCAUGGACCAAUAUCUUCAAGGUUUAUUUGUUCUUGCUAAUGACCCUACCUCGGAAGUGCGAAAGCUGGUUUGUCAAGCAUUUGUACAGCUAAUUGAAGUACGCCCAACUUUCUUGGAGCCACACCUGCGGAAUGUGAUCGAAUACAUGUUGCAAGUCAAUAAGGAUGCUGACGAGGAAGUUUCACUUGAAGCCUGUGAAUUUUGGUCUGCAUAUUGUGAUGCUCAAUUACCUCCAGAGAACUUAAGGGAGUUCUUGCCACGUUUAAUUCCAGCAUUAUUGUCAAAUAUGGUGUAUGCUGAUGACGAUGAAGCGCUUCUUGAGGCCGAGGAAGAUGGAUCUCUUCCAGACCGAGAGCAGGAUCUAAAACCCCGUUUCCAUUCGUCAAGAUUACAUGGAUCAGACAAUGGAGAAGAUGAUGACGAUGACAUCGUAAAUAUAUGGAACUUGCGCAAAUGCAGUGCUGCAGCUCUUGAUAUUCUCUCAAAUGUGUUUGGGGAUGAAAUUCUUCCUAUAUUGAUGCCUAUUGUUCAGGCCCAUUUGUCAACAAAUAGUGAUGAAGCCUGGAAAGAAAGGGAAGCUGCUGUAUUGGCUCUUGGUGCCAUAGCUGAAGGUUGCAUUAGUGGACUUUAUCCUCAUCUGCCUGAGAUUAUCACAUUUCUCAUUCCUCUUCUAGACGAUAAAUUUCCUUUAAUAAGGAGCAUAUCUUGUUGGACACUUUCUCGUUUCAGCAAGUUCAUUGUUCAGGGCAUUGGAACACAGCAAGGUUACGAACAAUUUGAUAAAGUUCUCAUGGGACUUCUACGAAGAUUAUUGGACAAUAACAAGAGGGUGCAAGAAGCUGCUUGUUCUGCUUUUGCAACGCUGGAGGAGGAAGCUGCAGAGGAGUUGGCGCCUCAUUUGAAAAAUAUAUUACAGCACCUAAUAUGUGCUUUUGGGAAGUAUCAGAGACGGAAUCUACGGAUAGUGUAUGAUGCUAUUGGAACCUUAGCAGAUGCUGUUGGAGGGGAGCUGAAUCAGCCUAUUUAUCUUGAUAUUCUCAUGCCACCAUUAAUUGCCAAAUGGCAGCAACUUUCGAACUCAGAUAAAGAUCUUUUUCCGCUUUUGGAGUGCUUCACGUCUAUAGCACAGGCUUUGGGGACUGGAUUUGCCCAAUUUGCUCAGCCUGUGUAUCAGAGAUGCAUAAGCAUUAUUCAGACCCAACAAAUGGCAAAGGUCGAUCCCGUUUCUGCCGGGGUUCAGUACGAUAAAGAGUUCAUUGUAUGCUGUCUCGAUCUUCUUUCAGGACUUGCGGAGGGUCUUGGCAGUGGGAUAGAAAGUUUGGUUUCUCAAAGCAACCUGAGGGACUUGCUCCUGCAAUGUUGCAUGGAUGAAGCUUCUGAUGUCCGGCAGAGUGCCUUUGCAUUGCUUGGGGAUCUUGGAAGAGUAUGCCAUGUUCAUUUGCAACCACGUUUGUCGGAAUUUCUAACCGCUGCAGUGAAGCAAUUGGAUACUCCUAAGCUGAGGGACAUUGUAUCUGUGGCAAACAAUGCCUGUUGGGCAAUUGGAGAAUUGGCUGUUAAGGUACACCAAGACAUUUCUUCUGUCGUUAUGACCGUGAUUUCAAGCUUGGUCCCGAUUCUUCAACACGCACAGGAGCUAAAUAAAUCUCUGGUAGAGAAUAGUGCAAUUACUCUUGGAAGGAUUGCAUGGGUUUGCCCUCAGCUAGUGUCACCACAUAUGGAACAUUUCAUGCAACCAUGGUGCACUGCUUUAUCCAUGAUACGUGAUGACGUAGAAAAGGAGGAUGCUUUCCGAGGUCUUUGCGCUCUGGCUAAAUCAAAUCCAUCAGGAGCUCUAAGUUCACUUGCUUUCAUGUGCAAAGCCAUUGCGAGUUGGCAUGAAAUAAGGAGUCAAGAUCUUCAUAAUGAAGUAUGCCAAGUUCUGCAAGGCUAUAAACAGAUGCUGAGAAAUGGUGGGUGGGAGCAGUGUAUUUCUUCUCUAGAACCAUCUGUGAAGGAGAAACUAUCAAAAUAUCAAGUAUAGGAUGAUGAUGUUUAUCACUCAAAUAUACGCUUCAAAUCGUUUCGAGCCAACGGUCGUUUUGUGCGUUGUCUGUGUGUCGCUCUCGUGAUUGAAGAUAAAAAUUGCACAUCCUUUAAGGUUUACACAGGUUGAGACAGCACUUGGAAUGAAGCAGCAGCUGAAGUGAAGUGGGACAAUGUUGUACAGUGGUGGGAUAUGUUGAGAUAGUGUGGUGUCCUUGUAGUGUUCUUCCCAAUCCUUUCCCUUUUUUCGAGUACUCAUACGGUCUGGAUUCGUUAUAUCGAUCGAUUUUGGAGCGCGACGGUUUGCAUUACAGAAGAGAUAUGGAUUGGAUAGAGUCGACGAGAACGUUUCCGUUUCUUUUUUAGUUUUGUGAUUUUGGUCCUAUUGUUUUUCCAUUGAUGAAUAGGACUAUAGGCUUUUUAUGAAGAAGGAUAGAGAAGAGUUGUUCUUGCUAGAUUUAGCAGCAAUAAGGAACACUGUGAUGUACUUAUAAGUUUUCUUAUUUAAUUAAAACUAUAUCGUCUUUGUAAUUCA
Messenger RNA from Cucurbita maxima (winter squash), 3443 nucleotides. Its product is annotated as transportin-1-like. Bases 231 to 2906 code for a protein of 891 amino acids. Gene Ontology annotation, biological process: protein import into nucleus. Gene Ontology annotation, molecular function: small GTPase binding; nuclear import signal receptor activity. Gene Ontology annotation, cellular component: cytoplasm; nucleus. The transcript has 29 exons. NCBI's taxonomy places the organism in Eukaryota, Viridiplantae, Streptophyta, Magnoliopsida, Cucurbitales, Cucurbitaceae. The record is from RefSeq and is a predicted model, not a curated record.